AUGCCACCAAGCGCGCCGCAAGACAGAAGUCAGCACAAUGACAAGAACAAACAAGAGCUGGACUGCGAUGCCGCACACCAGUCGGCAGAUCAAGGCACCCAGAGUUCAACGACGCCUGCAGCCCCCUCCAGUGCCAUGUCUAGUGUGCGAUUCUCCGUGGAGAUUCCAACCGCAGACGAGGCCGCCGUAGAACCAAGAGACCCGCGUCCUUCUUCUGAGUGGAAGCCUCAUGGCAUACUCAAGUCUCCCUCCAAGGGUCGAAAUCGAGGUUAUUCUUUGAGGCGGGCCCUCUUUGCUCAAAACAUCCAGACGCAGAGUUCGAAUGACAACGGCGCAUUCGAGCUGGACUCGGCGAAACGCUCAACAGGCGACAGCCAAUGGGAUACUUCUGACAAGACUCGAAAUUUAUUGCCCUCCACCACCGUCACUGUUCAAGAGACUGGAGAAACAGAGGGGUUGGCCGCUGAUGGAAGACGACUCUCGGAAUGUGCCCUGGAAUUGCCCUUGUACCAACGGUGGCUGUCCAAACAACAUUCACGACCAACCCCAUUUCAGCGCCUGAGGCAGAGCUACGUGCAGUUGCGUGAAAGGUUUGUCCGUGCAAACGAUGUUCCACCCAGCUUGGAUGGAAGACAUGUCAAAGUGAAUGUGCUAAGUACCGCUGGCCCUGUUGACGAAAGAACUGGCAAGCUAUAUAUCAACAACAACAUCCGUUCAUGUCGCUAUACGCCAUGGAAUUUCGUCCCCCGUCAACUCGUUGCCCAAUUUGGCAAGCUGGCCAACUUCUAUUUCCUCUGCGUCUCAAUCCUUCAGAUGAUCCCGGGUCUCAGCACAACCGGCACCUACACCACCAUCAUACCCCUCCUCAUUUUCGUGGCGAUCUCAAUGGCCAAGGAAGGCUACGAUGAUUUCAGGAGGCACCGGUUGGACAAAGAAGAGAACGGACGACUUGCCACAGUUCUCACAUUCAAGUCGUCUCCAGGCGGUCCUGGUGGCCUUGAGUGGCAAGAGAAGAAAUGGGCAGACCUUCGAGUAGGUGAUGCUGUAUUGCUGAAACGUGAUGCUGGGGUCCCAGCCGAUCUCGUGCUCCUGCGCGCCGAUGACCCUACGGGGACAGCAUACGCAGAGACGAAGAGUCUGGACGGAGAGACUAACCUCAAGCCAAAGAAGCCGGUGCCAGAAGUGAGUGGUGCCUGUCAGUCCCUGGAGUCUAUAGCAGAUCUGGCCGCCGACUUCGUCGUCGAGGACCCCAACCUGGACCUCUACAAGUUCGAUGGCAGGGUCACAAUCAAUGGCAAAACACUGCCACUGACCAACACCGAGAUUCUCUACCGUGGGAGUGUGCUGCGAAACACAAUUUCUGCAGUCGGCCUGGUCAUAUACUCUGGCGAGGAAUGCAAGAUCCGCAUGAAUGCCAACAAGACUCCACGGGUAAAGGCUCCAGCUCUACAGGCCAAGGUCAAUCGGAUUGUCGUGCUGGUUGCCUCUCUGGUCUUCUUCAUGGCCAUUAUCCUCACCAUCGCUUAUGAAAUAUGGCGCCGGACCACAGAGAACAAGUCCUGGUAUCUACAGUCUGCAAGAGUCCCAUUUGGUCACAUCCUAACAUCCUUCAUCAUCAUGCUGAAUACUAUGCUGCCGCUUAGCUUGUAUGUUUCGCUUGAAAUCAUCAAGCUGGCGCAGAUGUUCCUGCUGAAUGACAUCGACAUGUAUGAUCCUGAGUCGGACACGCCCAUGGAAGCGCAUACCUCCACCAUCAAUGAGGAGCUCGGCCAGGUCAACUACAUUUUCUCCGAUAAAACUGGCACACUCACCAACAAUUCAAUGAAGUUUCGCAGAAUGAGUGUGGCAGGAACAGCUUGGCUUCACGAUCUUGAUCUGCAAGAAGAGGCCGCAAAUGAGGCCGGCUGGAACAAACUGAAGCACAAGAAAAGAGGUGGCAAACGAAGGGAUGCCCGUCUCAGUAAGGAGCAAAGGCAAUCUACCUCAAGACUGGCACGGAAGUCUGCUGCAUCUACCGGCGUCGUUCCGGGACAUUCGUCUGAUCCUGGUGAGGUUGAUGACAAACCGCAGUGGCAAGCUUCUGAAGGGCCGGGCUUGACCUUGGAGACAGGCAGGACACAAGAACUCCUCGACUAUAUCCAUCGUCGUCCCCAGACCAUCUUCGCGCGCAGAGUUCGAUUUUUCCUCCUUUCACUCGCUCUGUGCCACACUUGCAUCCCAGAGAAGGAUGAGGAUGACAACAUCAGAUACCAGGCUGCAUCUCCCGAUGAGAUGGCUUUGGUGACGGGGGCGCAGGAGCUCGGGUACAUUGUAACUGAUCGACAGUCCACUACGGUGACCGUCAAGACGUUUGAAGACGGAGAUGAAGAGAAUCCAAGCUAUGAGACGUAUGAAGUCUUAGACGUGAUCGAAUUCUCUAGCGCUAGGAAGCGGAUGUCUAUCAUCGUCCGUUUUCCCGAUCAAAGAAUAUGUCUCAUCAGCAAAGGCGCUGAUAGCACAAUUCGAGGUUUGCUCCGGCUCUCAGAUCUAGCGGCCUCAAAGGUGCAAGCGGCUGAGAGGCGGGCGAGCCAGAGGAAGAGCGUCGAGGCGCAACAGGUCCUCAGCAGAAGAAGCCUGCAGCUGAGCCGGAUGUCGAAUUCGAUACAUGCCAUUGACCCGGUCUCGCCGCGACCGAGCAAUGUGUCAGUUGAUAGAUCUCUCACAACCCGAGAGAGUGUUGAUAUCUGGCUGAGAGAUAGGGAGCAGGACGCCGGGGCGUCGAGACAACGCAUCGGCUUUCAUUUCUACUCUCGUCCAUCGGCUCAGUUCGGUCCAUCCAGAUCGGAGAAACAUGCAGCCAAUUCCCAGCGGUCGCCUCAAUCAACGCCACGUGCCUCCAUGCAGGUUGAUGAAAAGGAGGAACUCGUCGAAGAAAGCCUUGUGGUGGAUGAGAAUGCGGUCUUCGAACGCUGCUUUCAACACAUUGACGACUUUGCGACCGAAGGUUUGCGGACGUUGCUUUACGGAUACCGAUUUAUCAGCGAUGAAGAGUACAAGACCUGGAAACAAGUCUAUGCGUCGGCAGCAACAAGCCUCGUGGAGCGGCAGGAGAAGAUCGAACGCGCUGCCGAAAUGCUAGAAAAUAAGCUGGAACUUCUGGGUGCGACCGCCAUUGAGGACAAGCUUCAGAAAGGCGUCCCUGACGCCAUUGACCGAUUGCGCCGGGCUGGGAUUAGGAUGUGGAUGCUCACUGGCGACAAACGCGAGACUGCCAUCAACAUUGGACACUCUUGUCGGCUGAUCAAGGACUACUCAACAGUCAUUGUGCUCGACCACGAGCUUGGAGACUUACCUGCCCGCAUGACUUCAGCCUUUGCGCAGAUCAACAGUGACAAGACGGCCCACUCCGUCCUGGUUGUCGACGGCCAAACGUUGAUCGUCAUUGACGCGGAUCCGGCCGCGAAGGCACUGUUCACGGAUGUGGCAAUCCGAGCUGACUCUGUCAUCUGUUGUCGAGCAUCUCCCAGUCAGAAAGCAUCUCUCGUGAAGACAAUCCGAACCAAGGUCAAGGGAUCUGUCACACUGGCAGUGGGAGACGGCGCAAACGACAUCGCCAUGAUCCAGGAAGCGCACGUGGGCAUUGGCAUUGCUGGGAAGGAGGGGCUCCAAGCCGCCAGAACAUCCGACUAUUCGGUGGCUCAGUUCCGGUUCUUGUUGAAGUUGCUUCUGGUACACGGCAGGUGGAAUUAUGUUCGGAUCUGCAAAUAUAUCUUGGGCACCUUUUGGAAGGAGAUGCUCUUCUAUCUGGUACAGGCCAUCUACCAACGAUGGAACGGCUAUACCGGGACCAGUUUGUAUGAAUCUUGGAGCUUGUCCAUGUUCAACACGCUGUUUACCAGUCUGCCCGUGAUCUUCAUGGGUGUGUUUGAGAAGGACCUCGCGGCCUCGACGCUUUUGGCCGUCCCUGAACUCUACAGUUUCGGGCAGCGCAAUCGCGGCUUCAACUUUAAGCUGUAUUUCUCCUGGGCGAUACUUGGGGCGUGCGAAGCCGUGAUUGUCUAUUUCAUCAUGUACGAGAUCUACGGGCGGGCCCUGUUCACGCGUGAUCAAGAACUUUACGCGAUGGGGUCAUUGGCGUUCAGCGGGUGCAUCAUCAUUAUUUCCCUCAAGCUUCAAUUCAUCGAACUGCACAACAAGACGGUGACCGCCGCGGUUGCUAUUUUCCUGUCGGUGGGCGGAUGGUGGCUGUGGAAUAUUUUCCUGUCUUGCGUAUACCCUGAUGAUGUGGUAUACAGCGUCAAGCAUGGGCUCCUGGAUGGAUUUGGGCGCAAUCUGAUGUGGUGGAUCACGUUACUCCUGAUCGUUUCCACGGUGUAUCUGCUGGAAGUGACGAUCAAGGCCCACGGGACGGCCCUGUGGCCAAGUGACGUCGAUAUUUUCCAAGGAUUCGAGCAGGACCUUGAGGUCCGAAAGCGAUUCGAGGAGGCCGCAGCCGAUCUUCUACAACAAGGGUGGGAUCCAGGCAUGAAGAAGUCGAGCCUGGAGCUGGCCAGAGAGGCAGCGGAACAGGCCGAGCGAGAAGCCCAUGUACAAGAGUUGUUGGAGAAACCGCGUAACAUGGGGGAGCGGAGGCCGUGGGCCAGAAGGACACCGUCCGGUCUAAGCAUUCACAAUGCCGGUAAAGGAGUCGCUGUGCAGAAGAAAGAAGACGGUCGAGACAUGGAAGAGGGGAUCCAGAGGAAGUCGACCGACAUUGGCGAGCUCUUCAGCAAAGGCUUUGGAGCGGUUCGCAAAGGACCAGAGUUACGAUGA
Molecule: messenger RNA, 4791 nt
Organism: Capronia coronata CBS 617.96
Lineage: Eukaryota; Fungi; Ascomycota; Eurotiomycetes; Chaetothyriales; Herpotrichiellaceae
Product: phospholipid-translocating ATPase
Exons: 1
Coding region: 1-4791 (1596 amino acids)
Biological process (GO): post-Golgi vesicle-mediated transport; intracellular protein transport; phospholipid translocation
Cellular component (GO): plasma membrane
Molecular function (GO): ATPase-coupled intramembrane lipid carrier activity; ATP binding; magnesium ion binding
Source: RefSeq, a predicted model, not a curated record